Colletotrichum godetiae is the source of this 849-nucleotide messenger RNA. RefSeq names its product heterokaryon incompatibility protein-domain-containing protein. NCBI's taxonomy places the organism in Eukaryota, Fungi, Ascomycota, Sordariomycetes, Glomerellales, Glomerellaceae. The record is from RefSeq and is a predicted model, not a curated record. The annotation marks the transcript as partial. The transcript has a single exon.
UACGCUAUACUCUCGCACACAUGGGACAGCGAUGAGGUCUCUUUCCGAGAAAUGUCCUCCACCGCUAUUGCGGAGACGACUAAGAGCAAGGCGGGCUUUGACAAGGUCGCAAAGACCUGUGAGGUUGCACGAGAGAAGGGCCUGGGAUACGCGUGGGUCGACACCUGCUGCAUCGACAAGUCCAGCAGCGCCGAGCUCAGCGAGGCCAUCAACUCCAUGUUCAGGUGGUACCAGGAAGCGAAGGUCUGCUUGGUGUUUCUCUCGGAUCUCCGCCCGGAAGUUAGCGGCACUGGGCCUGGGGUCUAUGAGAUAGCCGACCUGUCUAGGUGUAAGUGGUUCAGUCGCGGCAGGACUUUACAGGAGCUCAUCGCGCCAGCCGUGGCAGAGUUUUACGAUACCGUUUGGACGUUACGGUUCUCCAAGGUUGAGUGGUCGAGGUGCCUAUCUACAAUAUCCAACAUCGAUGUCGAUAUCUUGACAUUCAACAAGGAGCUGUCGGCUGUUCCCGUCGCCGUCAGGAUGUCCUGGGCAGCACACCGCCGAACGACCCGUAUCGAGGAUCGAGCCUACUCCCUCCUCGGGCUCUUCGACAUCCACAUGCCCAUGAUCUACGGCGAGGGUGCCGAAGCCUUUCAGCGACUCCGGGACGAGAUUGCCAAGGAGACGAAUGACAUGUCGCUUUUCGCCUGGGUAGCAGUCGAUGAAGAACAGCGGUAUAGAGGUAUAUUUGCCCAGGAACUCGCCGAGUUCACAUUCUGCGGUAAUUACACGCGAGCCAACCGACUCAAAUCAGCCCAGAGCGCAUUCUCCAUCACCAACAAAGGGGUCCGCUUUACCGAGCUCUUGGGC